AUGUUAUCGCCUAUACCGAUGGAACGACGUAACUCCCAGCAUGCUUCUGGUAGUUCAUCAACCGAUAGGAUGGGACACGGACGCACGAAAUCACUAGGAGCGAUCAAUUUCGGUGUUGGUCUUGGGGCGAACGGUUAUGGAGGACCAUCAAGUCCUAAACCUAUUGGAAGUCCUACGGUGGGAGGAGGAGCCGAGUAUGAAUGGGCUGAUAUACAAGCCAGGACCUUCUGCAAAUGGUUGAAUAAACAGCUCGAAAGUCAAGGAUUGGACCCAAUGGUGGAUCUAGUUAGAGAUUUCUCGAACGGUGUUAAGCUUAUCCAAGAAAUCAUGUCAGAAGAAUCCCUAGGACGAUACGUCAAGAAACCUACCAUGAGAGUUCAAAAGUGCGAAAACGCAGCCAAAGCAUUGAACUUUAUAAGAGGUAAAAACAUAAAAUUGACUAAUAUCGGUCCGGAAGAUAUCGUGGAUGGGAAUUUAAAGUUGAUUUUGGGUAUGAUAUGGACCUUGAUUUUGAGGUUUACAAUAGCCAGUAUCACCGAAGAAGGUCUCUCGGCAAAAGACGGUUUACUCCUAUGGUGUCAGAGGAAAACAACACCUUAUAAUCCUGAAGUGGACAUUCAGAACUUCAAAUCUAGUUUCGCUAACGGGCUGGCAUUGUGCGCUCUGAUACAUCGCCAUCGACCGGAGCUGCUGGAUUAUCACUCCCUGGACAAAAGCGAUAAAAGAGGAAAUACAGAAUUGGCAUUCAAGGUUGCAGAAGAGAGAUUGGGCAUACCUCGUUUGCUAGAAGUUAAGGAUCUAUGCGAUGUAGAAGUGCCAGACGAGAGAUCCGUGAUGACCUACGUAGCGGAGUUCUUCCAUAAAUUCUCUAGUGAAGAUAAAGCAGAAACUGGUGCUAGACGGGUAGAGAAAUUUGCAGAGUUGAUGCAAGGUCUUUGGACAAACAAGAACGACUUUGAGCGACGUAUGACUCUUCUUCUCUCCUCACUCGAGUCGACACUUCAUUCCUGGUCACUCAUACCUCAAUCCACCACUUACCCUGAAGCGAUCUCCCAUCUGAACAAAUUCAACGAAUACAAGAAGACGACCAAACGUGAAUACGUGAAAGAGAGACAGGAAUUAGCUGCGUUAUAUAGUAAUAUCCAAACGAAGAUCAAAACGUAUUCGUUAAGAUCAUGGGAACCAGUCAAUGGAUUGAGAUUGGAAAAUUUGGAGAGGAGUUGGCAAGACUUUUUGGUGGUUGAGACUGCUAGAAGUAGAGGUAUCAAUGCUACGAUUAGAGACAUCAAAGAUGCUUUGAGGAAGAGUUUCGCCAAAGCCGCGGAAGAAUUUGUACUGAGAUUGCAAGAGAUCGAACAGGCUAUAGGAGCUUUGAGGGGAUCUUUACCUGAUCAAAAACAAACCUUAAUCAAAUUAUCUUCGUCCAUCCCUUCGCUUCGAACCACCUUAACCACCCAGAUAUCCUCACUCAACAAUAGUUGUCAAGAAGCCAAAGUUGAAGAGAACGAUUAUACCGUCUUGACAUAUGAUGAUUUAGAAUAUGAGUUGUCUUUAGCUGAAGCGGGAGUGAAGAAGAAAUUGGCAUUUGUAGAUAAUCAAUUGGUCUCGGCUCAACAUACCAACGUCACGCCUGCUAAAUUGGAGGAAUUCGAGGCGACUUUCAAACAUUUCGCUUACGAGGAUAGCAAUACCCUCGGUGUAUGGGAGAUGCACUCUGCUCUAGCAUCCUUAGGAAUAGUCUACGCAGAAGAAGAGAUAGGUAUAAUCUAUACGGAAUUGGAACAGAAAUUUGGUCAGGUAACUUAUGAGGCUUGGUUGGAUCUCUUGGUCGAUCUGACGAAGGACGAUGCGUCUUCUCCUGAACAAUUGAGAGAAGCGUUCAGAGGAAUGGCGGGUGACAAGCCAUAUGUUACGGAUAUAGAUUUCCAAUAUGCGCAUUUACCAAAGGAAACAAUCAGGUUCUUAUCUGAGGUCAUGCCUGAAGAGCAAAGCCCACAGGCUUUGGAAGAAGGUCAGGAGAGAGCGGUAUCAGAGGGGCAGAGAGCAUUUGAUUACCACGCGUUCCUCGAAGAAGCGUUUACGUUCUAG
This is a messenger RNA of Kwoniella botswanensis, 2088 nucleotides long. RefSeq lists its product as uncharacterized. Lineage: Eukaryota; Fungi; Basidiomycota; Tremellomycetes; Tremellales; Cryptococcaceae. Gene Ontology annotation, biological process: actin cytoskeleton organization; actin filament bundle assembly. Gene Ontology annotation, molecular function: actin lateral binding. The transcript is spliced from 16 exons. The record is from RefSeq and is a predicted model, not a curated record. Gene Ontology annotation, cellular component: actin filament bundle; cell projection; actomyosin contractile ring. The coding region runs from base 1 to 2088 and encodes 695 amino acids.